ACUUAAAUAUCAGACCUCAAAAAAUUCAAAUAUUGCUGGCAAAUUGAUAAGUCUAAAACAGAGCUCCAGUUACUCCCUUGUACAAAACUAUUAGCUUUUCGGUAAACAAUCUAGCUUUGUUCUUAGGAAUUUAAAAUUGAUCAUAUCAUCCAGUAGACCACAUGAACCAUAAAUGGCUUUAAGCUCCAAAAUACUAUAUUAUAUAGUUUUUAUUGACCCCUAUGUCAAUACUAAACUGGUUAGCUGGCAAGUUCAUAAUCACCAGAUGUAAUAUUCACAAUUCAGGAUACUGGUAGGUUGAAUAGUCAGUCAAGAUUUAUAUAAAUAUUUCCUAUUGUCAUAGUAAAAGAGAAUACAAAAUUGAAAAAAAAUCUAUUGUAAGUACUGAGCAUUGGUAAAUUUCUGUUACGUACAACAGUAUGUAGUUAUACUAUAGUUGGUACUUAAUCUAUUUGAAUCCUUCAUUGAAAAUGAAAAUUCAGAAGACAAUGCAAUACCCAAAAUAACCAUAUUUACUAGUAACAAAGUAGAAUUGCUAUAUAAUAUAUAAUCACUGGCUUCCACCUUCUAUUCAAAGCUGUCUCUAUUAACAAAUCUUACAUUCAUAUGUAUUACAAAGCAUUCAAAAGGAUGAGAUCGUACAACCAAAAUGAUAAAUACCAAUCAAGUGAGGGCAAAUAGAAAAGAGGGCCAAAACAUAGCCACACCUGACAGCAUCCAGUGUCAUCUGUCAAGGCACUAUGACAAGGAUUAUGCUAUUUACAGUCAGUGGUGCCUUGUAGAGAGAUGAAAACAUCAAAUCUGAAAUCAAGUAACACGUUGCUCGAUGACAACAGGGUCUCUAUGAAGUCAAGAUGCAAUGGUUCUACCAAAGCAGAAUCUACUUGCUUUCUUCUCCAUUGUUGAGAAAGUUGUUAUUGAGAAGAUGAUCACUUUUUAGCUGUGGGGAUAAGUCCCUCUGGUUGGGUAGAUCUGGGGUUGUGAAGUCUGAGGCAAAUCAUUAAUGUUACUGUAAUGGCACCCAAUUGCAAAGGAGUCUUUUGCCACCUUGAACAUUUUAAUCAAAAUGUUUCUCCAAAAUGUAGCCCAGUUCCAGAUGGUUUCCUUGCACACAAAAAAUGCAGCUCCCAUCCCAUCCUAUGGAAAGCAGAGGCUGCAUGUGUGUUCAGGACAUUCCUGGGGCAUGGUGGCUAAACAGAUCUAGGGGAAGAAUCCUAGUGUGGGCAUUCUGGAGUGUGUCCCAUCAGGAUCCAUUCAACUGGAUUCCCCAGUUGCUUUUUUCCUGGACAACCUUGCCCAAGGACAAAGCUCAUCCAUCCUAGUCUGCUAGCACCUAAUAAAAUGGUAGCAGGGUGACAUUAAGCAUGGACCUAAGACUCCUUCGUCCAGUGGACUCCCCUCAUCCUCUGCACAGGCUCCAAAUCCUAAUGGGUUUCCCAAACAUUUCAGAUUAGAGGCAAAGCAGAGGUGGAACACAAGGUACCCAGCAAGUUUCCUCUUCUGAGAAAUUUCUCUGAACGACACCUCACCUCUGUUGCAAAUAAAAGUGGGUGUGAGGUGGGAAGAAGGGGGUAAAUGCCUUUCAGAGCAAGUUGGUGAGCCUUCCAUGCUCCAAGAAAGGAGCAAAGUGGAGCAAAGACUCUGUUCCAUAUUUCACUCUCCAUAAAGACAUUGUUUCAUGAAGUUGACUACCUGUCUGUAUCUACUGGAGGAGGGUCUUGAAGCCAGUCAUGGGCAGCUGCAUUGAUGGGAUGGUUGAAAGAAGCCAUGAGGAACCCUUCAUUUUCCUGGUGGUGGCCGUUCAUGGGGUGGGACUUGGAGGAAGUCAGCAGCCAGUGGAGCAGAAGAAAAGGGGAGAGGGGGUUUGAAGGGUGCCAUUGCCUCCUGAUCGUUCCCUACGGGUGACCGUUGGGGGUUAUCAGGAAGCACCUACCACCUCCACGUCCUUGACGGCAGUCCUUGGGUGGAUGGGCUUUGAAGUAAGCCCUGGCCACCUGGGGUUCCUUCACCGUGGCCAUCCUGUCCCUGAGGGAGAUGGCAGGCACCCCCUCCCCCAGAAAUCCCUGACACUCACCUACCACCCUGGAAGCCCCACAGUCUGCCUUGCCCUGGGGCUGGAGGCCAGCCUGUCUCCCGCCUCGCUCCCCUGCCCCGGCUGUGCCGGCGUGGUGCCACCACAGGUCCGGGCUCCCCCCUUCUUGGCCGUGGAAAGAGUUUGAAGCGCACCCGGCUGUCCGGGGAGGCGGCACGUCGGAGGGCCCGGGGACUUUCCCUGCAGUGUGGCGGGGACAACCCCCCUCGCCGUCCCCGAGCCUGGAGCGGGAGCGGGAGCGGGGACGGGGCGGAGAGAAGCCACAGCGCGCAGCGCCCUGCUCCACAGCGGGUUACGCCAGCCAGCCCCGCCGCGCGCCCGCCCGCCCGCCCGCCUGCCUCCCUCUCUCGCCGUCUCUCCUCGCCUCUGAUUCUGCGCACAGCCGGCCCCAGCGCCUGUCAUUCUGCACAGCACAGUUUACUCCACGGCGAGCGGGGGAGACAGAGGGAGAGGUGGCGCGGAGGCAGCCGAGAAGCCAAGUCCCGCAGCCCAGCAUGGCUUCGGGGGACCUUUACGAGGUUGAGAGGAUCGUUGACAAAAGGAAGAACAAAAAGGGCAAAUGGGAAUAUCUUAUCAGAUGGAAAGGCUAUGGAAGCAAUGAGGACACUUGGGAACCUGAGCAUCACCUAUUGCAUUGCGAGGAAUUUAUUGAUGAGUUCAAUGGACUACAUGUCACUAGAGAAAAACGAGCAAAACAUGGGAAACAGACCAGUGCGCCAAAAUUUUUACGAGAAAGCCGAGGGUCAUCCAUUGAGAAAAUAUCACACAGACCUUCUGAAUCUGGGAAGGCCAAAGGGUCAACACAUAAAAGAAAGCGAAUUAACCCAUCUCUUCAAAAACAGAAAAGAGGGUACACGGCAAAGCCAGCACAUGCUGGCGACAGGGCCACUAAAACCGUGACUUACCGAACUACGCCCAGUGGUUUACAGAUCAUGCCAUUGAAAAAGCCUCACAAUGGCCUACAGAAUGGAGAUUCCGGUCACGAGAAAGAUUCUAGACAUUUUGGGAAUGGCUCACAACAGCAAAACAUGGAUUUAAAUGGCCACAAAGGAGAACAUGAUUUGCCCAGCAUGUUGGAAGUUAAUAAUGAUGUGCCUGUUGUGAAUGGAAUUGGUUCCUCUCUGGCCAACGGAGGCCUGAAUCUGCACAGCACUGUGAAAAGGAAACUGGACGGGGAGAAAGAUUACGUCUUUGAUAAGAGACUAAGGUACAGCGUGCGUCAAAAUGAAAGUAACUGUCGGUUCAGAGACAUUGUGGUCCGGAAAGAAGAUGGAUUCACACACAUUCUGCUCUCCAGCCAGACUUCAGAUAACAAUGCACUGACCCCAGAGUUAAGAUCCAGUGCGGAAUGUUCUCUCAGUCUUCCAUAUUGGGAGACACACACACACAUCAUGAAGGAAGUUCGGAGAGCAUUGUGCAAUGCAUCAGCUGAUGACAGUAAACUCUUACUGCUCAGCGCAGUGGGAAGUGUAUUCUGUAGUGGCCUAGAUUACUCCUAUUUAAUUGGCAGGUUAUCCAAUGACAGAAGAAAAGAAAGCACUAGGAUUGCAGAAGCUAUAAGGGAUUUUGUAAAAGCUUUUAUUCAAUUUAAGAAGCCAAUUGUAGUUGCUAUCAAUGGCCCAGCUCUUGGGUUGGGAGCUUCUAUCUUACCACUGUGUGAUAUCGUUUGGGCAAGCGAGAAGGCUUGGUUUCAGACCCCAUAUGCGACGAUCCGACUCACUCCAGCUGGCUGCUCGUCAUAUACAUUCCCACAAAUACUUGGUGUUGCUCUGGCAAAUGAAAUGUUGUUCUGCGGGAGAAAGCUAACGGCACAGGAAGCCUGCAGCAGAGGACUUGUGUCACAAGUAUUUUGGCCAACAACAUUCAGUCAAGAAGUGAUGCUGCGAGUAAAGGAAAUGGCAUCUUGCAGUGCAGUGGUAUUAGAAGAGUCUAAAUGCCUGGUGCGGAGCUUCCUGAAAUCUGGACUUGAAGAUGUGAAUGAAAAAGAGUGUCAGAUGUUAAAACAACUGUGGAGUUCUUCCAAAGGACUGGAUUCAUUAUUCAGCUACUUGCAAGACAAAAUUUAUGAAGUCUGAAGUCACAGUUUCACUUCAAGAAAAAACAUUCCAAGUGUAAACAGAGUUCAAACAUUACUUGUGUUUGAAAAGCAGAGGGAACGCAUCCUUGAGAUGAAUUUGUGACAGUGUAUCUUAAUACAGAUGGUUGUGUCAAUUUCCUUGUGAGCUAAAUUGAGAAGUUACACAGCUAUUUUGUGUAAUCAAGAUGGAGGCAGACUUGGUCAGUGCACAUAAAUUCUACUGAGUGCUACAUCAUUCACAUGCUCAUCCAGUAAGAAGUGUACAUUCCACGUGCUGAAAAGCACUACUAUGGCCCAGUAAGGCACACCAUCUGUAAUGAUUUAUUUUGUCUGUCCUUUUUUUAAACUUAUUCUUGCUUUGCAACAAAUGUCUGUGCUGACACUGAGGGCUCUAUCUGAAAAUCAGGUCACAGUAACACUCUGCAGACCGAGAUUACUAUACUUCAGAAAUAUUUUAAUUAUUUUUUUAAGUUCUAACAAUGUAAUGGAAAAACCUGAUAAUUUAUAUGUAUAAUAUGUAAAGUUAGUUUGGGGGGGGGGGGGGAAUACUAGGAUUUUUUUCUUUCAUUGAAUUUAUUUAACUUAUUUAUUGUUUUUGUAUGCAACUGUUUGUUGAUCAUACAGAUAUUAUUUUCAUACUUCCCUUGACUGGAUUAAUGGUUUCACAUGAGAAUGCAAGUGCCCCAGUGCAUUUUUAACAGUGAGCUGGAUAUACAAUAAAGAACAUACAGAAAUCACCAAAUGUCUGGGCACUAGACAGCCAUGUACGUGUUCCUUUAUGUGUGAAAUUGUACAAAGAUGUAUUUAAGUCGAGUUCCAGUUUGUUAAACUUAUUAAGGAAAAUCAGUGGAAGCUGCAAUUGUGAGUCCCACACAAGUCUCUCUUCACUUCCUGCCUUCUUGAGGAGCAUUGGAGGGCUUGCCAACAAAAUGCUUUAAGUUUACUAUUUUCCCAUUAGCUGGACAUUAAUAACAGGGUGUGUGGUGCCUUUAUGUGGCAUCAUAUUUUUCUUCAGGUUUAAACAUCUCCUUUUGGUCUGAAGUCUAGAAGCAAACCCUUGUGAGCCUCAGUCUAACUCCCUGAUUGCUCAAUUGUGGGAUAAUUAAUACUCUGGAGGCAUCUGGGUCUGAGAUAGGAGUUUUAUAAAACAGUGCUAGGUUUUGAAUUGGGUGGAGACAGAGUUUUUGUUUUGCUUUUCCAAUACUCCAUGGCUGGCCACCCCAUGAUCUAGUUAUGAAAAAUAAAGUAAUUAAAUAAAUAAAUAAAAGUCAAUGGCUAUCCAUAAAAACAGUCCAUAAGUGACCAAAAAAAUUCUAAUUUGCUGUGUUAAAAUGUGACCCUAAUAUUUUUCAGUGAUACUGACUUUUGAACCCUAGAUUCAAAAGUCUAGCAGGCAGUUAGGGAGGAAAUAAUAUGAACACAUUCAGUGAAUCGAACUGCCAUGUUAGUAUGUCCAAAUCAUAAUCUCUCAAAGCAGAAAAUUUGCACCUUUGUUUCUUUAGUGAUUUGUGCACUUGUUCUCCAUCCUUGAGCUCACUGACCAGAUUACAGUUUAAAAGAACCACAAAGUGAGCUGAGGGGUUUGUUGGUUUUUUCCUUACAAUCUUUCAAAAAAAAAAAAAAAAGUCUCAAUAAAGUCUGUCAGAUUGCAAACCGACAAUUCUAGUGAACAGUAGGUUUCCACAAAGUCCAUCCAUUUUUUCCUUUUUCACAGUUAAAUGUAAAUUACCUUCCAUUUACAUUCUAUGUAUGUUCCUAAGGCCAAAUUGUGCCAUUGAUUUUUUAUUAUUUUUUAUUUUUUUUUUAAGCAGAGCACUAUGUUGAAGUCAGAACUCCUUCCCUUGCCCCAAGUUCUGCUUAAAGUUUAAAAAAAAAAAGGCAGAAUCUGACCUGUAGUUAGAAUUUGUUUAAAUGUCUUCAAAAAUGCAACAUUGUACACGAUUAUGAAGUGACUUAUUUUUCAGUGGUCUAAAAGGGUAAUUCUUUCCGUAAAAAUACGAAAUGGUUGAUACAGCACUUGUUAUAUGUUAAGGGUUGCUUACUUCUUAGGCCCCCUAGCAAAAUUUAAAUACAUGUUCAGGUUACGCACAUGCUUAAAGGCUUUGCUGGAUCAGGGUCAUAGAACCCAAUCUCAUAAGCAUGCACACAAGUCGUUUACUUCAGUAGUCCCACUGACUUCAAUGGGAUUAGUCACGUCCAUAAGUAUUUGUACAAUCAGGCUUUCAGUAUGGGACUUUAGAAAAAUCAGGAAAAGUAUCAUGAUGCCCCAACUUCCAUUUUUUCUUAUACUGGUCCAGAGAGUUACAACUCCAAGCCAUGUAAAAUGUGUCAAUAAAAUACUAGAAAUUUUAUUUCAAUACUGUGCUUGUUAUAUGUUGCUAUAACUAGGAAAAUUGCUCUCAGCAGUAUGAAGAUGUGUUUUACCACAGAAGGUUUUAGAACAAAAAAGAAUCAUAAUGCAAUCAACUUUUAAAAUGCACCAUUUCAACUGCAUUUUCAAAUAUUCAAGUUAAUAUUUUGUUUGACAGAGGAAUGGUUGAAAUGUGUUUUUUCAUAAAAAGUGCUAAUCAUAUUUAAUGUUUAAUUAUUCAUGUCUAAACAGUUACAAUCUAGUUUCCAUAGAAUUUGUUUUUCUUUCAGAAAAAGGCUAAUAAUUUCAAAAUCUUCCUUUUCGAGUAUUUAAGGCUCAGAAUUGAUUUUCUCUUCUGUUUCGGUCUUUAUUUGCUAUUCAGAUACAUAGAUAUACUGUACAUAUUAGUCUGGGUACCUUUACUAAUAUUCACAGUAUUUAAAAAUAUAAAUGCAAUUUGUUGUUAAGUAUGUUAUUUUAUUCUUAUGUAAAUUGUUUUGUACAACCUUUAAAAAUCUGCAUUUUUGCAUUUGUAGAUAUUCAAGGUAAGCAAUUUAUUUUGUGUUGUCUUGCAUGUAUAUUUUUGCUGUAGAUAAAUGUUGUUUAGUUUACUACUUCAGUACAUUUCUGUUUAAAUGAAUAAGCUUACAAACUUUAAUACAGUAUAUAUUUUCAGAAUAUAAACUUUUAUAUUUCUGUGGUAGAUUAGGGUAUGCGUUUUAGGCAAUCUUUUUCACUACUAUUAACUCUUAUUUUAAUCUAUAGUAUACUGGUUUUGUGCCAAUAGUUUUUCACUAGAAUAAAAUGCUCUUUUAAUAUUAGGGAUAUACAGACAGGUUUGCUGGUGGUGGUGGGCAGGUCUUCUGUUUUGUUUUGUUUUUUGCCAGCCUUGAAGUAACUGAGUUUAAAGUGUAAUUUGUAAAUUUAUUGCAUUUGUGAAUAAGCCUUACCAUUAGGUACAACAAAUCUUAAAACUUCGCAACUGCAUAUGUAAUAUUAAGGACUUCCCCAAAUAAUCUAAAACAGUUGGCAAAAUCAGAGUACAGGGCCUUAAGUUUUUCUUGUGAGAAGGAUAAUACGGGUUGUUUUUUGUUUUUGUUUUUUUAAAAAACAUAGUUAGAGACUUGUCAGUUUGGGCUUUGUUCUAUAUAAACUGUGCAUAUUGUUCUCCCAACCACAGUAGUUAAUCUCAGGCUUUUUGUGGCUGGGUCUAUAAAAGUCAAAUCUGGCUGAAGCCAGCACUCUUUAGGAGGACACUAAAGAAGUUUACAUAAGAGACUUAUAGACAAUCUUAAUCAUAGUAUAUUUAAGUAUUCACUAUCCUGGAUGUGUUAUCUGUGUCUACCCAGUUAACCGUAUGUUUUAAGCCAUAUUAAAUCUCUUUACCACUACUUUAAAUACUACACUGAAAGUCAUUCCCUAACUUACCAACAGGUUGACAGGCUUGUGAUUUCUAGUGAAUAAAAAUAUGCCUUCCAUAAAAACAAAGGACCAAAGAAUUACAUUAUUCUAACAGAGCAUUAGUUACUUAGCAAGUGAACUAGUCUGACAUUUAUAGUGAUGAUCAAAUGGUCUCUUCCUGCUACAAACAUUUCAUUCUCAUUCAUUUUGAGCGCAAGGGGGAAACGUAUCCACUAGACUAUUGGAAAAUGAGCAAUGAUCUGCUAAGCUGGCACGUCUAUUGGUAAGGCUUAUUACCAAACCUCUGAGAUGAAGCAAAGAACCAAAAAUUCACAAAAUCUGUCUAUGUACAUUUAUUUGAUUUCAAACUUGUAACUUGCACAAAAAAUUAAAAAGGUAGAAGUUUGCAAAUUAGGCCCUUAAGUUAUUUUGUCAGAAUGUCAUGGAACAGACUAAAACCGUUUAUAAAAUUUGUAAUGAGUACAUAAUAUAAUAUUAUAAGGGUACAGGCACCCCUUUAUCACAGUGUUGUAAAUAUUUUCUGAAACUGGUAUAGUACGGAGGGACUUGUAUCUUGAUAUAUCAAAUAUUGACAGUCUACAUCAAAUUGUACACAAUAUAUUUGUUGAUGGUCCUGUAACUAGUGUAUGGACACAUUUCUGGGUGCCUUAGAAGUUGUAUUUUUCAUGUGUGUUAAUAUGCAGUAUUUAUACAUUGUGAGAAGCUGCUUUGAAUAAAAACAUUGAAACUUCA
Messenger RNA from Dermochelys coriacea (leatherback sea turtle), 8673 nucleotides. RefSeq names its product chromodomain Y like 2 (gene CDYL2). The record is from RefSeq and is a predicted model, not a curated record. Gene Ontology annotation, molecular function: transcription corepressor activity. Bases 2587 to 4167 code for a protein of 526 amino acids. The transcript has 8 exons. Lineage: Eukaryota; Metazoa; Chordata; Testudines; Dermochelyidae. Gene Ontology annotation, cellular component: nucleus.